Messenger RNA from Stylonychia lemnae, 1692 nucleotides. The record is from the annotation of a GenBank genome assembly. Lineage: Eukaryota; Ciliophora; Spirotrichea; Sporadotrichida; Oxytrichidae.
AUGGAUAUUGAUAUGGAAAUUAGACAAAUGGAUCAUCUUGAGGAACAAGUUAUUGUGGACAGCUAGAUUGAAGUUCCAUUAGAAAUCCAACCUAAAUUUAUUAAAUCAGGCUCUCUUAAUCCAGAAGAUGAGCCUGAAUCUGUAAUGAUAAUUGAUACUUCUACUAAAUAAGAGGAAAACUUAAAGACAUGCAAACUCUGCAACCUCGGUAUCCAAGAAGAAGAUCUUACAAAUAAUUAAGUGAUUGACUUUACAUUAAGCGACAAUUAAUGCUUUCACAUUUACCACAAUAACUGCUUAAAAUCAUUUAUGCUGUUCGAGUAUACUUCAAUGAAGGAUGACCACUUUAAAUUCUAGUGCGAAAUGUGCUGUUUAAAAAUAUCUGACAAAUAGAUCUCAGAAUUGCACAGAAACUACAAAGUGGAACAGGAACUCUAAGAUAAACUAUACUAAGAAAGCCUCAAAGUUAUUCAAGCUAAAAUGCAAUAAGAAAAAGAAGAAAGAGAGAUGAAAAUUCAGCUAAUGAAAUAAUUCAACCUUGUUGAAUGCAAGUGUGGAGCAAUAAUGGAGGUUGAAACUGUAAAUCCUGAUUUCACUUAAAAAGAUAAGCUCGGUAACAAGAUAUCAGAAUAAUCUGCUCAUCAUAUGAGCCAGCACAGAAUUAGAUGUUACCAGUGCAGUCAGAACUUUUGCACGGAAUGCUCAGUCUAUCCUUAUCACUUAGGCUACACUUGUGAGACCUAUCACCAUUAUUUAAAGACUAGAGAGUGCCGAUUCUGCAAGCAAAACUACAAGGAUUCAUAUAUUUCAGAGCAUGCAGUGUUUGAUGAUGUUUGCAUUGGUUGUGCUCAAUAUGCGGAGUAAUCCUGCCACAGACAGUAUUAUGAAUGCAAUCAUAAAUGCUACGGAGCAAGAGGUGAAGAGAAUUGCCUCCCUUGUCUUCAUCCAGAAUGUGUUGCCAAGAACGAAGCAAAGACUCUUGGAUCUGACAUGAACAGUACUUGCCCAGUGUGCUACACUGACACAUUCAGCUAACAGUGCAAGAGUAUCAUUCGGGUAUCUAGACUGUCCUUGCUGCGGAGUAUCAAUGGAAUGUAAAUACGAACCAGAGAUAAAUAAACUCAUCGUUCGUUCAUUGAUGAUGGGGUGUGGCUUUUUGAGAAUGUCAGAAAACAGGCUCUAGAAAGAGCAGUAAUAGAGGGCAUUGACAAAGAUGAAAGACUAGCAAACCCAGAAGAUAGAUUCUACAAUGACCUUCAGGAAUAUGCCCUCUAUAAGUUAGCUUUUUAUCAGUGCUUUGAUUGCAAAAAACCAUAUUUUGGAGGUAAAAGGGAUUGUGAAUAAGAAGCAUUAUAAGAAAAUAUACCAAACAAAGAGGACUAUAAAUGUGGAAGAUGCAAAGCUUUAACUUUCAAAUCAGGUAUAACUAAUUGUGAUGUUCAUGGAGAAGAUUUUAUAGAAUACAAAUGCUAAUAUUGCUGCCAUGUUGCCUUAUGGUUUUGUUGGGGCACUCACAGAUUUUGUGAGCCUUGUCAUGACGAUGCUGCCAAUGGUCAUAAUGAGGUGGUACCUUGCAAAGGUUCAAAAGAAUGUCCUUUAAAUGGUCAUCACAACACUAACGGACAAGAAUAUGCAAUUGGCUGUAGAUUAUGCAGAAAUGAUUUUAUAGAAUAGUAAAAUAUAUAACUAUGA